Messenger RNA from Melanotaenia boesemani (Boeseman's rainbowfish), 5568 nucleotides. It is a transcript of the gene myo5c, whose product is annotated as myosin VC. Gene Ontology annotation, biological process: vesicle transport along actin filament; actin filament organization. The transcript is spliced from 40 exons. Bases 72 to 5297 code for a protein of 1741 amino acids. Gene Ontology annotation, cellular component: vesicle; actin cytoskeleton; cytoplasm. Gene Ontology annotation, molecular function: microfilament motor activity; actin filament binding; ATP binding. The record is from RefSeq and is a predicted model, not a curated record. Lineage: Eukaryota; Metazoa; Chordata; Actinopteri; Atheriniformes; Melanotaeniidae.
CCUGGGGAUCGCAGAUAUAAAGCAGGUGUUAAACUAAAACUUAACAUCAGUUACGGGAAUAAUGAACAAAAAUGGCUUUAACGGAGCUGUACACGAGGUAUAAUAAAGUGUGGAUACCAGAUGCAGAACAUGUGUGGAAAUCAGCUGAAAUUACAAGAGAUUUCCUACCAGGAGAUAGUAUACUUGAACUACUUUUUGAAGAUGGCACUGAGUACCACUACCCUGUCGACCAAUCUAAACCCCAACUCCCUCCUCUUCGAAACCCUGAUAUCUUAGUUGGGGAAAAUGACCUGACAGCUCUUAGCUACCUGCAUGAGCCUGCAGUCCUGCACAAUCUCAAAGUCCGAUUUGUGGAAUCCAGAAUCAUCUAUACCUACUGUGGUAUAAUUUUGGUGGCUGUAAAUCCUUACAAACAACUUCCCAUCUAUGGAGAUGCAAUCAUUCAUGCUUACUCAGGGCAGAACAUGGGAGACAUGGAUCCUCAUAUAUUUGCAGUGGCAGAGGAGGCUUACAAACAGAUGGUCAGAAACCACAAGAACCAGUCUAUCAUCGUCAGCGGAGAGUCUGGAGCUGGCAAAACAGUGUCCGCUCGAUAUGCGAUGAGGUACUUUGCUGUUGUGAGCAAAUCUGGAAGUAAGACCCGAGUUGAAGACAAAGUGCUGGCAUCCAAUCCAGUAACAGAGGCAAUAGGAAAUGCAAAAACCACCCGGAAUGACAACAGCAGCCGGUUUGGAAAAUACACAGAGAUCAGCUUUGACAGGAGGUACCGGAUCAUUGGAGCGAACAUGAGGACCUACCUGUUAGAGAAAUCCAGAGUUGUUUUUCAGUCAGAAGAUGAGCGUAACUAUCACAUAUUUUACCAAAUGUGUUCCUGUGCAGACUCACCAGAGUUCAAGAACCUGAGACUGUUGAGUGCAGAUAAGUUCCGGUACACCUGCAUGGGUGGUGACACAACAAUUGAAGGUGUCAGUGACAGGAAGGACAUGGAAGAGACUCAGCAAACCUUCUCCAUGCUGGGACUGAAGGAGGACUUUCAGUCUGAUGUGUUUAAAGCUCUGGCAGCAAUUCUACAUUUGGGGAAUGUGGAGAUAAGAAAGUUGGGAGAUGACAAAUCAUCAGUUUCUCCCAGCGAUCCUCACCUGGUGGUCUUUUGUGAGUUGCUGGGCGUAAACACAGAGGAACUGGUGCGUUGGCUGUGUAAUCGGAGGAUUGUUCUGGUGGCUGAAACAGUUGUGAAGCCGGUGUCAAUGGAGCGGGCAGUAACUGCCAGAGAUGCUCUUGCUAAACAGAUCUAUGCUCAUCUGUUUGACUGUGUAAUAAACCGGAUCAACACAGCGCUGCAGGUUCCUGGAAAGCAGCAUGCCUUCAUAGGUGUUCUGGACAUCUAUGGCUUUGAAACCUUUGACAUCAACAGCUUUGAACAGUUUUGUAUCAACUAUGCAAAUGAAAAACUCCAACAGCAGUUUAACAUGCAUGUGUUCAAGCUGGAGCAAGAGGAAUACAUGAAAGAGAACAUCCCAUGGACGCUUAUAGAUUUCUAUGACAAUCAGCCUGUUAUCGACCUGAUCGAGGCAAAGAUGGGGAUCCUUGACUUACUUGAUGAGGAAUGUUUGUUCCCUAAUGGCACUGAUCAGAGCUGGUUGCAGAAGCUGUACAACUACCUAGAUGCCAAUCCUAUGUUUGAGAAGCCCAGGUUAUCAAAUGAGGCAUUUGUGAUUCAACACUUUGCAGACAAGGUGGAAUAUCAAUGCAAAGGUUUUCUUGAGAAGAACCGAGAUGCUCUCUAUGAAGAACUGGUGGACACUAUGAGAGCCAGUAAGUUUUCCUUUCUGGCCAACUUUUUCCAAGAGGAGGAACAAAACACUGUGACCAGCAAAGCUGUCAAGGUGAAACCAGCCAGGCCUUCGGUGAAACCAGCCAAUAAGCAGCUGAGAACAUCUGUGGGAGAUAAGUUCUGCAGCUCCCUCUCUUUACUGAUGGAGACGCUGAACGCCACCACCCCUCACUAUGUGCGCUGUGUUAAGCCAAAUGAUGAAAAGCUCCCAUUUGAAUAUGACUCCAGGAGAGUUGUGCAGCAGCUGCGAGCCUGUGGAGUUCUUGAAACCAUUCGUAUCAGUGCACAAAGCUACCCCUCCAGAUGGACAUACAUUGAGUUUUACAGCCGAUACAGCGUCCUAAUGUCAAAUCUGGAGGCUGACCUCAGUGACAAGAAGCAAACCUGCAAAAAUGUGCUGCAGAGGUUAAUUCAGGACUCCAACCAGUACAAGUUUGGUCGGACAAAGAUCUUCUUCCGCGCUGGUCAGGUAGCUUAUUUGGAGAAGCUCCGUUUGGAUCGACUUCGAGGAGCCUGUGUGACCAUCCAGAAACACGUCCGUGGAUGGAGCCAGAGGAGAAAGUACCAGAAAAUUAGAGAAGCAGCCAUUAUCCUUCAACAGUACAUCCGAGGAAAGAGGACAAUCCGUAAAACAGUAAGUGCUGCAGCACUGAAGCAGGGCUGGGCAGCGCUGGUGAUCCAGAGGUACUGGAAAGGCUACCGCAUGAGGCAGAUCUACCAGGUAGUCCGUCUGUCCUCCAUCACCAUCCAGGCCUUCACACGAGGUUGGAUGGCUCGUAAACGAUACAAGAAGAUGAUAGAAGAGCACAAAGCCCUGGUUCUACAGAAAUACGCCAGAGCAUGGCUAGCACGACGCCGAUUUCAAAUCAUGCGUAGGCUGGUGCUCAAUGUCCAGCUCUCCUACAGGGUGCAGCAGCUCAGAAAGAAGAUUGAAGAGCAGAGCAAAGAGAAUCGUGGGCUGAUGGAAAGACUGACAAUUUUGGCCAAUUCCCAUUCUCAAACUGUGGACAGACUUCAAGGUCUGGAGACACAGCUGGAAAAAUCAGUCAACCAGAAAACAUCUGUGGAGGCAAGAGAGAGGAAAGCAAAAGAAGAUGCUAGCCUGAUGAUAGCACAACUUCAGAAGGAGAUAGAAGCACUAAAUCUUGAAAAGCAGAACCUGGAGAAAAAGUUUGAAGUUUCCUUCAAAGAAGCCAAAGAGAGUUUUGAUCAAGUAAAAGGGACUCUUCUGGAAGAAAAAGAGAACGAAGUGAGACAUAGAAAGAUCGCAGAGAACAACAUUGAAAUCCAGAGACAGGACCAUGAAAAUGAGGUGGAAGCUCUGAAAGAGGAGAUAAAGAGAUUGAAAGAGGAGAGAGUGAGUCUGCAGAGGAAGAUAGAGGAAGGGGGGCAGGUGAACUCAGACCUACAGGAACAGGUCAUUCAGCUCUCCAAGCAUGUCAAAGUCAUUCCAGAGCUGCGCAGAGAUCUGAACAACCUGCAAAAUCAGAGGAGUAACAUGGACCGAAAGAUGAAGCAACAGUCUGAACAAGCGAGAGCUAAAAUGAAGGAGAUUUCCAGGCAGCUCCUUGGUGGUGUUGUUGAAGAGGAAUUUCUUUUGGGGCUAAUAGAUGACUCUGAGAAGACGUAUGAACCUGAAGAUUUGCUGGCAGCCUUUGAGAGCCUGCAGGAAGCAACCAGAAUUCUGGAAAACCACCAUAGGGAGCAGAGGGACAGCUAUGAAACUCAAGUGGAGGGCUUGAGAUUAAAAGUGGACCAUCUUCAAAAUGAAAACAACAAGCUGCAAAACUUGUUCCAGGAGAAAAGUAAUGUCAACGAAAACAUUUGCAAAGAAGUGUCCAGGCUCAGCAGUGAAAACUUGGUUAUACCAGAGCUGAAACUACAGGUUUCAGAACUGCAGAGGCAGAAGCAAGAGCUCGAGGAUCAUGUGAAUGAGCAGAGCAGAGAGUUAGCAGAACAAAAUAAGGAGGUGACUAAUACGCUUCAAAGUAAGAUUACAGAAGAGAGCUCACAACGCAGGUAUUUUGAGGAGAAAGCUAAAGAUCUGGAAGAGGAAAAAGGAGAGCUUCAAGGGAGAGUAGAAGAACUGGAAGAGGAGAAUGAUCACUUGAGGAGGCAGCAACUGAUGGAGGGGGAAGUUAAGAGGAAACUUAGAGAAGAGACUUCACGGUUAACUGCUGAGAACAUGGACUUUGAGGAGCUGAUAGACCAGAAAGACAGAUUAAUCAAGAAACUCCAGAGUCAAAUAAAAAGCCUUGAAACGUUUCAGAAAGCAAGACAGAACUCCAUGUCUACCAUCCCUAAGGAAUAUCUCGGCAUGUUGGAGUAUAGGAGAGAGGAUGAACCCAGGCUCAUUCAAAACAUCAUUCUAGAACUGAAGCCCAAAGGUGUGGCGGUGAACAUGAUGCCCAGCCUCCCAGCUUACAUCCUCUUCAUGUGUGUCCGUCAUGCUGACUACCUGAAUGAUGAAGCUAAACUAAAAUCUCUCAUGAAUGCAGUCAUUAGUGCUGUAAAGAAGGUCAUCAUGGGUCACCACAAAGACUUGGACUUGUUGUCCUUCUGGCUGUCAAACACAUACCAGCUGCUCAACUGUCUGAAGCAGUACAGCGGGGAAGAAGAGUUCCUGAAACAAAGUACCCCUCGCCAGAAGAAGAACUGCUUGCAGAACUUUGAUUUGUCUGAGCACAGACAGAUUCUCAGUGACGUGGCCAUACAUAUCUAUCAUCAGUUCAUCACAGUUAUGCAGAAGACACUCACUCCUGCUAUUGUACCCGGUAUGUUGGAACAUGAGAGUUUGCAGGGGAUUUCUAGCAUGAAGCCGACAGGCUUCAGGAAGCGGUCCAGCAGUAUUUAUGAGGACUCUGAGGCCUACACUAUCUCCUCCAUCCUGAAGCAGCUCUCCGUCUUCCACUCCACCAUGAGCCAUCAUGGGAUGGACCAGGGCCUCAUUAAACAAGCCAUCAAGCAGCUGUUUUUCCUGGUGGGUGCCACCACCCUCAACCACAUCAUGCUCCGCAAAGAUAUGUGCUCCUGCAGAAAAGGGAUGCAGAUCAGAUGCAACAUCAGUUACCUGGAGGAGUGGCUGAAAGAGAAGGAACUCCAGAGUUCUAAUGCCAUGGAUACUUUGAGGCCGCUGGCUCAAGCUGCAUGGCUGCUCCAGGUCAACAAGUCCACUGAUGAUGAUGUCAAAGAGAUCUCUGAAAAAUGUGCUGAACUCAACCCUGUUCAGAUUGUCAAGAUUUUGAAUUCCUACACACCUAUAGAUGACUUUGAGAAAAGAGUAGCAUCCUCUUUUGUCCGCAAAGUUCAGUCAGUACUACAAGAUCAUGAAGGGUCCACGCAGCUGAUGCUGGACACAGAUUAUCGUUUCCAGGUCAUGUUUCCUUUUUGCCCAUCCUCACAAGCUCUAGAGCUGCUGCAGGUCCCAAGCAGCCUCCAUCUGGACUUCCUAACCAGAAUCUGAAACAGUCGGCUUUUCACUCCUCAUGUCUGACUGAUGCUUCUGUAGCUUUGAUUUUCCCCAGACUGUAUAUAGAACUCUUUCAGUAAACACUAUAAAGCACAUCUGCAAAUAAUAAAAAUAAAUAAACAAACAAACAAACUAAGGUCUGGUCUCCCCAGUGCAAAAUUCUUACCAAAUUUCAAGUGAUAAAAGAAAUUAGAUUUUAUUCUUUCUAAUAUGUAUGUAAAUUUUAUGAAAGCAGUUAUACCUCAAUAAAUUACCUUUAAAUUGA